AUGGAACUAGGUGUGCAACCAUAUAGCCACAAGAGGCAAGAGGAACACACGCACAAGAGUCUGCCACGACGACCAGUCUGCCACGACGACCAGUCUGCCACGACGACCAGUCUGCCCACGGCGACCAGUCUGCCCACGACGACCAGUCUGCCACGACGACCAGUCUGCCCACGGCGACCAGUCUGCCCACGACGACCAGUCUGCCACGACGACCAGUCUGCCACGACGACCAGUCUGCCACGACGACCAGUCUGCCCACGGCGACCAGUCUGCCCACGACGACCAGUCUGCCACGACGACCAGUCUGCCACGACGACCAGUCUGCCACGACGACCAGUCUGCCACGACGACCAGUCUGCCACGACGACCAUCUGCCCACGGCGACCAGUCUGCCCACGGCGACCAGUCUGCCCACGACGACCAGUCUGCCACGACGACCUCCCUGCCCACGACGACCAGUCUGCCCACGACGACCUGCCUGCCCACGACGACCUGCCUGCCCACGACGACCUGCCUGCCCACGACGACCUGCCUGCCCACGACGACCUGCCUGCCCACGACGACCUGCCUGCCCACGACGACCUGCCUGCCCACGACGACCUGCCUGCCCCCGACGACCUCCCGCCCACGACGACCUCCCUGCCCACGACCUGCCUGCCCACGACGACCUCCCUGCCCACGACGACCUCCCUGUCCACGACGACCUCCCUGCCCACGACGACCUCCCUGCCCACGACGACCUGCCUGCCCACGACGACCUGCCUGCCCCACGACGACCUCCCUGCCCACGACAACCUCCCUGCCCACGACGACCUCCCUGCCUACGACGACCUGCCUGCCCACGACGACCUGCCUGCCCACGACGACCUGCCUGCCCACGACGACCUGCCUGCCCACGACGACCUGCCUGCCCACGACGACCUGCCUGCCCACGACGACCUGCCUGCCCACGACGCACCCGCUGUAACAUACUUCAAUCUCGCCAUGUGA
Messenger RNA from Procambarus clarkii (red swamp crayfish), 990 nucleotides. Lineage: Eukaryota; Metazoa; Arthropoda; Malacostraca; Decapoda; Cambaridae. The record is from RefSeq and is a predicted model, not a curated record.